AUGUUCACUUGUCCUUCAACUGGAAUUUAUUCAAAUGCUAUCCUAGAUGAAGCCGAAACUAAGAUUGCCUACACUUGGAUGGAAAGCCCAGAGGAAGUGACUGUAUGGAUAACAUUUAACAAACAGACGUCGAAGCACGAUUUAGUCGUCAAAAUUGAAAGUCAGGCAUCGAAAGUUGUGUAUAAAAAUCAAACAUAUUUGGUUGGCGAGUUGGCUCAUCCCAUUUCGGUCGAGUCCAGUACGUGGACACUGUCGGAUGGGAAACUGGAGAUUAUCUUGUCAAAAAUUGACAAGUCACUGAGUUGGAAUCAUCUUAUCCAAAGUGAUCUUCGUGGUCGAAAAGUCUUGGACCCCGAAACAGCCGCCGAUUAUGAAAGCGUAAUUAAUAUGGACAUGAAAGAAACGCAAGCAGAGGGCGGUGGUCGACCUCCCGUCUUCAGCAGUGAGCAACUAGAAGAAUGUGAUGAUAUGCCCAUGGAUGAGUCGUGUAUUUUUCGCUUUGACGGAGAAACGAACGAAUUCACGCACAAAGCAAUACUGAGUGGACAGCUUCUGUUUUUUACUCAGUCGGCUCCUGGGUUGGCACCAGCCUUCUGCUUACGUCACGACGUCGAUGGUCUUAUUUGGCAGCCUAUGGGCGACGAACUAGAACUAUCCUGGCGAUGCUUGCACACGGCUGCACUGCAGGCCUUGGGCUACAUCCAGGCUUCUAAGGAACAACGGAAAUUUACUGUAGCACCGCCUAGUAAAAAAAAAACCUUAGCGAAAAUUUCUGUUCGGGCCCUCUAACAUGUUCAAGGCAUGUACUCUUUUGGGCGAGUUACAAAAAGGACUCCAGGGUUUCCGACUUUUGGUUGCAGGUUUCCGACACUUGGACAUCUGGUACCCGACGUUAGGACAUCUGCCCACCGACGUUUGGACUACUGGUCCCCGACGUUUGGGCGCAUCAGUAAAUUGUUGCUGAACCCACCGAGCGCUAUGCUUUCCGACAAGAGGACUCC
This is a messenger RNA of Daphnia carinata, 1001 nucleotides long. Its product is annotated as nudC domain-containing protein 1-like. The coding region runs from base 1 to 789 and encodes 262 amino acids. The transcript has 3 exons. The record is from RefSeq and is a predicted model, not a curated record. Lineage: Eukaryota; Metazoa; Arthropoda; Branchiopoda; Diplostraca; Daphniidae.